Messenger RNA from Rattus norvegicus (Norway rat), 4960 nucleotides. Lineage: Eukaryota; Metazoa; Chordata; Mammalia; Rodentia; Muridae. The record is from RefSeq and is a predicted model, not a curated record.
GGAGCCAAGGUGUCGUGUCUGCUCCCGGGCGCCCCCUGGCCCGACUUGGGCGCCGGAGGUUUCCGGUUCGCGGCCGCCGGCGGUGACGUCUCGUUUGCUCCCGAGCCGCCCGCGCCGCCGCUCCCUAGCCAAGCUGCAGGCCUGUGGAAAUCCAAUCAAGCCAUACACGAGUGGAGCGCGCUUGGCCGUUUUGUGCAAGAAGACGCGGUAGCCUUGCCGAGUCUUGCCAGAGAACUCAACUCCAAGAAGGCUUUCUGCCAGGCCCUGAAGUUGUACUUUAAUGCACCAUAGGGAACCCAGCGUAUGCAAGUGGGUACGUGCCCUCCCUUGCAAAAGCCAACUGUCUGAUCUGCUUCUUUAGAUUUUCCCCAUGGCUAAGGGUUACUUUUUUCCAUGAAUGGUCAAGUUUUGUUAACCAGCAGAACGCAUUGCAGAGCCGUGGAUUUGGAUAACCGAAAUUCUGGACCUACUCUUCCUAGCAGUGACUUAGAGGGUGAGUUCAAGGGCUGGGUGGCCUGCUGUGAUCCCGAGGUUGGCACUGGCCCAGGCAACCCUGGGAAUCAGAGAGCAGGAUUACUGAAAUGGGAACCGGGAACAGCCUUUGGUCCUAGGAAUGUUUUCUCUGCUAAUUAUCCUGUUGUUCGGGAUUGAGUGAUGUCGGUGUGAAGUGAACUACCUUCUUCCUGCUCGCCACUGGUGUCCGUGAGUUACUAUGUCCAGGGGCCCCUGCACUUUACUUCACUUUGAGAGAUUUAGUAUUCGUUCUCUAAGGAGAAUCAAGCAUCCUGAGACUGGGCCUCUGGCUAGAGAUUUUCUGGUUAAGUUAUUUUUACUCUUAGUAGUUCCUUUAUAUUAAAAUAGCAACUGGUCUCUUGUGGCAUGCUUUUAAGGUACUGUACUUUAUUUCUCUGAGGUUUUAAGCAUCAGCAGCUUCCGGGUGACUCUGAGGAUUAAAGAGGUCCUUAUUUUCAUUAUUAAGUAGUUAUUUUUAUCAAUAUGCAUUCCCCCCCCCCCCCCCGACUACAGACAGGGUUUCUCUGUGUAUCCCUGGCUGUCCUGGGACUCGCCACUGCCUGGCACUCAAUAUACAUUUUUGAAUUUUCUAAAAUUGCUUGUAAUUCACUGUUAGAUCAAGGCCCCUUGGAUUUACAAGGGUUAGCAACACAGCCUUCAGGGCCUACAAUGCAAGGAACCUUUAAUUACUUACUCAGCAAAGGACUUGUUCCCAUGAUCUUCACCGUUUUAACCUUAUGACCCCAUAGGCCUGGAACUUGAACAGAGCAUUCUAUUUGUAAACAUCAGUGAAGGCUGGUUUGGGAAGUUGUGUCGUCCUUACAGCCUUACAAAGGCCUGGCUUUACUAUGGAAUGCCCAGGGUCUGCAGGUUGCUAUGUUAAUGCUGCUUGUCUUUGGAGUACUGCUUCAUGAAGUCCCCCUGAGUGGCCAGGACGAGGCUCAUCCUGAGGCUGACAGAGUGCCCGGCGAAGCCCUCUAUGACUACUCCAGCCUCCGCCUCCCAGAGGAGCACAUUCCCUUCUUCCUGCACAGUAACAGGCAUGUUGCCUCUGUGUGCAGGGAGGAUUCCCACUGUCCGUAUAAGAAACACUUAGAGAGUCUAAAUUCCUGCUGGGGGUAUGAGAAGUCCUGCACACCAGAGUCUAGAUUUGGCUCCCCCAUUUGCAGCUAUGUGGACUUGGGAUGGACCGACACCCUGGAGUCAGCCCAGGACAUGUUCUGGAAACAAGCUGACUUCGGAUAUGCUCGGGAGCGGCUGGAGGAGAUACGAAUGUUCUGCCGGCCAGAGAGUGCGAGCGACUCAAGUCUGCUUUGCUCUCGUUACCUUCAGUAUUGUAGAGCUACUGGUCUAUACCUGGACUUAAGAAACAUCAAGAGAAACCAUGACAGAUUCAAGGAAGAUUUUCUUCAGGGUGGUGAUAUUGGAGGAUACUGUAAACUUGACCGUCAUGCACUGGUGUCUGAAGGUCAGCGCAAAAGCCCUCUGCAGUCUUGGUUUGCUGAGCUACAAGGCUACACUCAGCUCAAUUUCAGGCCUAUAGAAGAUGCUAAAUGUGACAUCGUUGUUGAAAAACCAACAUAUUUUAUGAAAUUAGAUGCAGGUAUUAACAUGUACCACCACUUUUGUGACUUCCUGAAUCUCUACCUCACUCAGCACAUAAACAAUUCUUUCAGUACAGACGUGUACAUUGUCAUGUGGGACACCAGCUCUUAUGGAUACGGUGACCUCUUCUCUGAUACCUGGAAAGCAUUUACUGACUAUGACGUCAUACAUUUGAAAACCUACGAUUCCAAAAAGGUGUGUUUUAAAGAAGCUGUGUUUUCGUUGCUGCCCCGCAUGCGGUACGGGCUGUUCUAUAACACGCCUCUGAUCUCUGGCUGUCAGAACACUGGGUUAUUCAGGGCCUUCUCCCAGCACGUGCUGCACAGGCUGAACAUCUCUCAAGAGGGACCCAAGGAUGGGAAACUUCGAGUUACCAUUCUUGCACGCAGCACAGAAUACCGGAAAAUCCUGAACCAAAAUGAGCUGGUAAAUGCCCUGAAAACAGUAUCCACAUUUGAAGUCCGGGUGGUUGAUUACAAGUACAGAGAACUCGGGUUUUUAGAUCAGCUAAGGAUCACGCACAACACGGACAUAUUUAUCGGCAUGCACGGAGCUGGUCUUACCCACUUACUUUUCCUUCCAGACUGGGCUGCUGUAUUCGAGCUGUACAACUGUGAGGAUGAGCGCUGUUACUUAGACCUGGCCAGGCUCAGAGGCAUCUACUACAUCACCUGGCAGAAGCCCAGCAAAGUGUUUCCUCAAGAUAAGGGGCACCAUCCAACUCUGGGGGAGCACCCGAAGUUUACCAACUACUCUUUCGACGUAGAGGAAUUCAUGUACCUUGUCCUGCAGGCUGCAGAACAUGUACUGCAGCACCCGCAGUGGCCGUUGAAGAAGAACCACGAUGAACUAUAGAAAUGCCCAGGUUGUUUACCACGGUGUUGGACACUCCCACAGGCAGACACACAAUCAAAGGAGCAGAACAACCUCUCAUAUCCUACUGUAAGAUGAUUCACGGACUUUACUUCUGAACGUAGCUCAGGCUGGUCUUGAACUCAUGAUCCCCUUGCCUCAGCCAGCUGAGCACUCAGCUUACAGAUGAGCACGACCACGCCUGUCUACAGAAUCACCUUUUCGUGUGAAAGCGCACCUUCAGGGUACUUUAAGUCUCCCCCAUGUCUCUCGUGUCCUGGCUAUUUAUCAGCAGUAUUUUUGCACUGAAAAAAAAAUGUUACUUUUAUAGUUUAGAGCUGGGCAGAUGCCCAUUGGUGUAGCUGAGCUUUCCAGUUGGGACACCAAAGUUGUCACCUUCGGUGGCUUCAGAACUGAUAAGUGUGUUUGUUAACUGUAAGUGGUCGUAAUUCCAGAGUGUCACAGCUUGAUGUUUACCUACUUGGGUAAACUCAGGACUAUUAUUGUUUACCAUUGUGUGUUCAUAAAUAUGGUUUUAGGGGUUGGUUGGGUUUAAUCCCUAGCAACAUACACACAUACUCUCUCUCUCUCUCUCUCUCUCUCUCUCUCUCUCUCUCUCUCUCUCUUUCUCAUGCAUGCACACACGCACACACACACACACACCAGUCCAAGCCUGUGACUAUCAGGACCAAGCUAUAGGAAUGUGCUAUAGACCAGUGUUUAGUCAACUCCAGCUUACGUGCAUCAAGAGCCUGAAAGAAAAUCAUGCUUUUGUAUUUAUUAAUUUGUGUUUCUGUAUCUCUUUUGGAUCAUGUAUGUAAUGGCAAUGUUGAUAGGAACCCACUGGAACAUUCUGCAGUACCAUCUCCACUGACCCUCCAGCCAUGGAGAGCAUUCGUGCUGACUUGCCAGGGAGUCUUAGUUUCCGUCAGGCAAGCGUUUGUAAGCACGGACAGCUAUGGGUAUCCACGUCCGGCAGGAUGAAGGUAACCGUAGCCUUUGUAAAAACUGCCAAGUUGCCACAUGAAGAGAAGACUCUUUCUCUGUUUGUUUUUGUUUUUGUUUUUUAAAGUAAGAGCUUAAAAACACAGUAGACCUGUGAAUUACCCAAUCAAAACAAAAGCCCUAAAAAAGUGGCACAGAGUAAACAGGAUGUGUGAUGCAGGCUUCCCUGCACUGGCUUUAACCGACUGCUGAGCGUACAGCUCCUGGGUUUAUUCUGUUGUACAGUGGGAUGAUGCUUGAGUCUUGUUAACAUUCGAGGCUACUUUUAAUUUCUACAGUGCACUUAGCAAAUCCCAGCCAAGGACUUUAUUUUUAAAUUUUAGAGGAGUGACCUACAAAAUAAAAUAUUGGUAACCAAUGCCUCCUCGGAAGCUUGCUGCCAUUUCCUUUCAGGAUUUGUUAAAAGACUGCAGAGUUUAUUUAUUAUCUUUAAAGGAAAUAGUGACCCUUCGUAGGCAGGACUUCUCUUCGGGUCGUAAAAUUGUUUGGAAAAAAAACUGUAACAUGAGGAAUUGUUGGAUGGCAUGUUUGCCGCUGUUCUAGGUGCAGAAUACUAGGUAGGCGGGGGGAGGAGGGGUGCUCCACAGGAGGGGGCUUGGAAAGAUCCUUUUGCCCUGAUCAUCCGAAGAGAACCAUCCGGAAGACUGCUUCUGGAAAACCGUCGUCCUCCUACCUCAUUGCAAGCAGCACAGGGGCCUGUGUUCACAGACCACCGAGGAUUCCAGAAACUGAGAACAGUCUCACCUGGAAACUGUAUCUGAAUAUUUUGCAUUUAGAAUAUACUUUAUAUAAAGACAGUCAUUUAAAUUUUUAAUUGAUGGGAUUAACUUUUUAUCAGACUUUUUUUGUGGGAGCAGAAGAUCUUCAAAUGGUUGUAAAAUUUAAAGUGUAGACAUGGCCCUUUUUAUUAAGUCUGUAAGGGGACACCUUUCAUUGUACAUUUCAGACAUAGCUUUGGAAUAAAGUUUUCUAUAUUUCAUUUAAA